This is a messenger RNA of Pleurotus ostreatus (oyster mushroom), 2307 nucleotides long. RefSeq lists its product as uncharacterized. Gene Ontology annotation, biological process: DNA-templated transcription; regulation of DNA-templated transcription. The coding region runs from base 1 to 2307 and encodes 768 amino acids. Lineage: Eukaryota; Fungi; Basidiomycota; Agaricomycetes; Agaricales; Pleurotaceae. Gene Ontology annotation, molecular function: DNA-binding transcription factor activity, RNA polymerase II-specific; transcription cis-regulatory region binding; zinc ion binding. The record is from RefSeq and is a predicted model, not a curated record. The transcript has 15 exons. Gene Ontology annotation, cellular component: nucleus.
AUGUCGCUGUCGCCGUCUGCAGCCUCAAACGACUCAGAAGGACACACCAUCAAGCGUCGACGCACAGACAGCAUCGCGGAUACUCAUAUGUCCCAAUCACCCACAGACGGUCCGGCCCACAACGCCCAGCCCACAGCCCAUAUCCCGAAGAGAGGCGCCAGAGCCUGCACCGCCUGCAGAAAAGGCAAGAACAGGUGCGAAGGCGGCGAGGCAAGUGCUUUUAAUCCCGCUCCUUGUCGUCGUUGCCAGAUCAGUGGUACUCCAUGCAUAUUCGAAAAACCAGAGAAGAAGAAUCCUCAGGCUUUGUCGAACCAGAGCGUAGAGCGCCUGUCUCGUCUUGAGGGACAGUAUUUGGUUAUGCAAAGCCAAAUGAUUGGCAUGCAAUCUUCGUUAGACCGGAUUUUAUCUCUGGUCCAGAAUCAGAACCAACCGGGGGUAUCGCAGGUGUACUCGUCUGUACCCCCAAACCCACCCCGCGACCCUCCAGCGUACCCUCCUCCUAUCUUGCCUGCUCAUAGGAAUGGCUUCGAUGCUCCAUCAAACAGUAGCGACCAACACAGAGCAAGGGCAUUCCCACCCUUACCUGGCUUCGCACCACCUCCCCACAAGUAUGCCACGUAUGGUAUUGUCCCCAGCACGGCUCCUUCGUCAGACGAUGAGUCUGAAGACACGCUGCCAAGAGCCUCACUGAAUGCACCAAUAGAGGCCCUUCAAGGUCUUGCGAAUGCCGCUGCUGAAGCAGCUGCAGUUACUUCUGCAUCUCCUCCAAGAGUCAAGAAGCGCAAGCGCGCUGAGCCCAUCCCCCGAAAUGCAUUCCCCCACGUCGUUGAGAAGGGCCUAGUUUCCGAUGCCGAAGCUCGAGAGCUCUACCAUAUAUUCUUCGCUGGCUGCCACUUGUUCAUUCCGCUUUUCGAUCCUUCCUAUGACACCUACGAGUCACUCAUGGAGCGCACGCCAUGGACCUUUGAUGCCAUCCUCGCAAUCGCCAGCAAAAUUCGCAGCGGUAGCGGGCCUCUGAGUUCCACCUUCUACAAGUGUCUGGAAGAAGCUCAGGGUAUCGCAAGAUCGUCCCUCUUCGGCCCGGUGGUGAGAAAAGAAGCCGUGAUGGGCAUGCUACUCUUAGCUGCAUGGAGUACUAAUGGUUGGCUUCCCAGUGGCCACGCUAUGCGCAUGGCUCUGGAUCUCGGUCUUCAUCGUGCACUUGAGAAACUGGCUGAUGAUAAUGGUAAGAAGAGGACUGAGGACGAGGAGCGAGACCUGGUCGUAUCGGCUCGCAUCUGGCUAUGUCUCUAUUGGUUCGACCAUCAAAUGAGUCUUGGCACGGGCCGGCCUAUCGUCCUGCGGGACGAAAACUCGAUACGCCACUGUCGAUUGUUAUUGAAGCAUCCGAUGGCGAGUCCCACGGACGUGCGCCUGAUCUCCCAGGUAGAGUUGAUUGGCCAGAAAACUCAGAUUUACGAAACGCUCGCACCAUUGAAUGGGCAAGUCAACCACAGUACGCUAGCAUUCAUUCGACGCGCCAACGUCGCUUUGGAUAAAUGGUGGCAGGACUGUGACGAACUGCACCGACAAACUAUGGAGGAAGACGCCUUGCUUCGCAAAAUCCUCGCGGGCGAACUCCAUUACGCCAAGCUUUGGCUUGUUUGUGUAGCUUUGAGGGGUGUUGCCUGGGACAAGAUGCCGUUUGAGCAACGCGAGCUUGCUUUCCAGGCCAAAGAUGCCGCUGCCAACGUGAUCUCAAUAUUCCUGACCUCUAAUGCAUACAGGGCCGCCUUGCGAUAUGCAGUACAUGACAGCCUCGUAACGGCUGCAUUUUCGGGGUUGUUCCUUCUAAAGAUGGCCAAUCUUUUCCCAACAGAACUCGACCUCGGUGCGAUCAUAGCGCAAGUUGAACAGCUCGCCCAAUUGUUAUCUGAAGUAGCAGCCGAAAGGUAUGCAUUGACUCUGCGCAUCAUGCUAGCGAACCUUCGUCGCAAAGUCGGACUCGUCGCUGGGGCCAUGUCAAACGCCUCGGCAAUACCACCUCCCCAAUUUGCCGAAGGUAUGCUCGUUCCCUCGCCAGGUCCAGGUACCUUCGUCGACCCUACCCUACCCGCGCCCUUCACGAUGGAAGAACUCGGCUUCGUAUGGCCUAGCGACAGGAACGAUAGAAGCAUCUUCGAUCCAAAUACGAUUCCCCUAUGGCUACAAGAACAGAGCCUGACGGACCUAGGACUCCCCGUGAACGGAUCCGACGGUAUAUUCCUCCAAGUGAAUGGGUCGAACGGGUGGGCCGGCGAGUUUGCUCCCAUGCCAGAGGCGUGGUGA